Molecule: messenger RNA, 1111 nt
Organism: Rhinolophus ferrumequinum (greater horseshoe bat)
Lineage: Eukaryota; Metazoa; Chordata; Mammalia; Chiroptera; Rhinolophidae
Product: probable inactive serine protease 58
Exons: 6
Coding region: 253-987 (244 amino acids)
Biological process (GO): proteolysis
Molecular function (GO): serine-type endopeptidase activity
Source: RefSeq, a predicted model, not a curated record
CUACAGGAAAACUAGAGGCCAGUUGCCCAAUUGAACCCACUAUUAUUACCUAUUUCUGGGUGGCAGCUGGAAAGUUCUCAUGUUCUCAAGGCUAAUUUAUAAGAAGAAGGAAGGCGGUGUAUGUGCCAAAGCCAAACACUGAACAGGUCCAUUUAAUGUUUCUCCUACUGCGGUUCUUGCACUUGGACUAAAGAUUGGGACCAUUUCCAGUUUGAUCCACCCCGUGUGCCCCUGGCGAGAUCACAGCCUGCCAUGCAGUGCGGUCUCAUCCUCGCUUUCGUGAGUGCAGCUGGAGUCGUUCUGGCCAAAGAUGCGGAACAGGACAAGCUGAACUUGCAAGAAGAUUUUACUGUUCCUUACAUGGUGUAUCUGCAGUCCAGCCCAGAGCCCUGCGUGGGGUCUCUCAUUCACCCCGAGUGGGUGCUGACGGCUGCUCACUGCCCCUUACCCGUUAAAAUCCGACUGGGAGUUUUUCAACCCAGCAUCACACACAAGAAAGAGCAGACACGGAAUUCCUCACUGACCGUGCCCUACCCUGACUUCAACGCGCGCGCGCUGGAAAACGACCUGAUGCUGAUCAAACUGUCGAAGCCUGCUGCGCUCAACGCACGCGUGGGAACCAUAGCCAUAGCGAUGGAGCCUCUAGCGUUUAACGAUUCCUGCUUUAUCCCGAUCUGGAGGUGGAAUGAAUAUAAAAACAUCAGUGACCCCGACAUCCUGACUUGGACAAACCAACAUUCGCUUCCCUCCACGGAGUGCCAUAAUAUGCUAGACCAAAGAACGACUGUCAACAUCAUGUGUGUGGGACAACCUCUAAACACCUUUACAGAAAUUAAGGAAGUGUCAGCUGCUCCAGCCAUCUGCAAUGGGAGGGUGCAUGGAAUUUUAUCCUGGGCAAAAGGAAGCAUCACCCUGGGAAGUGAAGGAUUCUUCACCAAAGUUCAUCCCUAUGCAAGAUGGAUCAUGAAAACCAUUCAGACCUACUGAGGCUCCUCUGUUCCCCCAUCCUGUCAGUGCGGCCUCUUCAUGAUUUCUAUACUGGACACACAACUCUCUUGAUUGUCCUUGCUCUUGAACAGAAUCCAAAUAAAACACAUCCAAUAAAAAGAAA